AUGAAAAACCAUUACAUCUUGAAAACAUAUUGCAAAAGAAUUUUCUUAAUCGGCUCCGGAAAUUUCUGGUACAAGGAAAGCGAAAUAGGCAACGAUCAAAGCCUGCUUUAUAGGACAUACAACGCUGUACUGUAUUUUAUAUAUGGUUUCAUGACAAUAUUAGAAAUAAUGGCGGCCACGAUGGGCGACUUUCCCCCAGACGAGAAACGUGACUCCGUGAGCUUCGCCGUCAGUCAUACAAUAGUUAUGAUCAAAAUAUUUUCGGUUAUUGCCAACAAAUCGUUGAUAAAAAAGCUGAACCAUAAAAUGGUGACAGUUUGCGAAAGAUACGAAGAAAAUACGUUGAUGGCGGAGAAAUAUAAGAUCAUGAAAAUAAAUGUUCUCGCCUACUUUGUGACCGUUUAUGCGUCGGCAUUUUUCUUUGUUUUCGAAGGACUAAGGAAGAUGUUAACAGGAUCCCAUUUUGUGACAGUUGUAACGUACUAUCCUAAGUUUGAAGAUGACUCAAUAGGGGCCACAUCUGCCCGAGUCCUUGCAACAGUAAUUUUGUACAUUUUAAUGAUAACUAUGAUCAUGUCUGUAGACUCCUUCACAAUGAUUUACUUGAUCAUGUAUAAAUACAAAUUCAUAACAUUGAAACAAUAUUUUGAAAAUUUGAGAGAAGAAGUCAAUGCGCUAAAUGCUAUACGGGAGUAUGACAUGGCUGCCGAAAAAAUGGCUGCUGGUCUCGUUGAAGGAAUACAAAUGCAUAAUACACUAUUAAGGUUAUCCGGAGAUAUCGACAAAGCGUUCGGUACGGUGAUGGCUCUCCAAGUUUGUCAAAGCUCAGGGUCGGCCGUCUCUCUCCUACUUCAAAUUGCCCUCUCGGAUCAACUGACAUUCAUCGCAAGUAUGAAGAUAAUAUUCUUUGUCGUCGCCCUAUUCUUCUUACUGGGUCUGUUUUUAUGCAAUGCGGGGGAAAUAACGUAUCAGGCUUCACAAGUAUCCGAUGCUAUCUUCUAUUGCGGUUGGCAUACUUGCCCACUGCGUCCAAAGUCGGCUCCACGACGCAAUAUAAGGCAACUGGUACUUCUAGCAGUCAUGCAGGCACAGCGCCCCUUGGUGAUGAAGGCCUUCAAGAUGUUGGAACUUACUUAUGGAACCUUUUUACUGGUGGUGCGUUCUACGUAUUCGGUUUUUGCUUUGUUUUAUGCGCAAACUUCGUAA
Messenger RNA from Spodoptera littoralis (African cotton leafworm), 1206 nucleotides. The record is from the annotation of a GenBank genome assembly. NCBI's taxonomy places the organism in Eukaryota, Metazoa, Arthropoda, Insecta, Lepidoptera, Noctuidae.